CUUUCGCCGCUAGACGUAGCGAGCGGAACCGCGUGUCCGUUAACGGAGGGUGAAUCCGAGUUUCCCCGCCGCCACGUUGACUGCACCCGCCCAACCAAACUCGCCAGCGGUUCCAGCCCAACAAAUGCCUCUGCGCUCGAAUCCCUCCGCUCGCCUCCCCCCAAUCCGCCGCCCUUCCUUGUCCCAAGCAGCGCCAGCGGCAGGAGGGAAGGCAGGAAUUUCGGCCUUUGCUUGCGCGGCAGCUGCUCCAGCCUGCAGAAAUUGGUGGCCAAUAGUAUGUAUGUUCAUUUUUGUAUACAUACAAGAGAACCCUUUCUCCUUCGGAAAAUGACGCUUUGCGUCUGAAAGUUAAAAAAAAAGGUAGCCUUACCUUGUGGAAAGAGGUCAGAAUUGUAUAUGCAAUCCAAGACUCGACCUGAACAAAAUGGUCUCCAAUGGUAAUGAAUAUCUCAAAGCUGGCAUUCAACAAGUAGAGUCUACAACAAUAGACAAUGUUCCCGGAGCAACAGGUGUCAACACUCUUUCCGAUCCGGGUGUUUCACGACAGGGAAAGAAGUGGAGUGGGUUUAGGAACUUCUUGAAUAGCCUUUCUAGUGACACCAGGUUAAGGAAGUUUGGUCCUUCCCCUUCAUUCAAGUUUCAGCAGAUUGCACUUCAACGAGAUGAGUUCUCACGUUCUAUCCAUUCUGAUAACCAUGGUAGUCGUGAGCACUUCCAAUUUAUCAGGAAGAUCAAUUGGAGCCAUCUGUGGGUGUUGUGCAAGAAUUGGAUAAAAGAGCCUAUGAACAUGGCUCUUUUUGUUUGGAUUGCUUGUGUUACUGUAUCUGGUGCAAUUCUCUUCCUUGUUAUGACUGGAAUGCUGAAUCAUGCUUUGCCUACCAAAACACAAAGAGACACCUGGUUUGAAGUGAACAACCAAAUUCUGAAUGCAUUAUUCACACUCAUGUGCCUUUAUCAACACCCGAAACGGAUCUACAACUUUGUGCUAUUGUGUCGAUGGGAGCAAAAGGACAUUUUAAGGCUUAGGAAGAUAUAUUGCAAAAAUGGAGCAUAUAAGCCUAAUGAGUGGAAGCACAUGAUGGUGGUUGUAAUCCUUCUUAAUUUGAACUGCUUUGCUCAGUAUGCCUUGUGUGGUCUAAACCUAGGAUACCGCAGAUCUGAACGGCCUCCUAUUGGUGUUGGCCUGACUAUUUCUGUUGCAAUUGGAGCUGCAGCAUUUGCUGGUCUCUAUAAUAUUAUCAGCCCUCUUGGCAAGGAUUAUGGCACAGAACUGGGAGAUAUUGAUCAAGAAGCACAAAUUGAAGUCACCUCAACUGAGAGUGGCAAGCCAACAACUUCACGGUUUAGGCCAUUUGAGAGAAGAUACUCUUUCAUUCAGAGUGAUGAACGACGUUUUGUGGAGAGUAGGCCUGAGUGGGUUGGUGGACUACUGGAUUUCUGGGACCAGAUAUCUCUUGCGUACUUGUCAAUUUUCUGCAGUUGCUGUGUUUUUGGCUGGAAUAUGCAGAGGCUUGGAUUUGGCAACAUGUAUGUCCAUAUUGCAACGUUUCUGCUCUUUUGCCUAGCUCCGUUUUUUAUCUUCAACCUGGCAGCUGUCAAUAUUAACAACGAAAUCCUUCGAGAGGCAUUGGGGCUCACUGGUCUUUUCCUAUGUUUUUUUGGUUUACUGUAUGGUGGCUUUUGGAGAAUACAGAUGAGGAAGAGGUUUAACCUGCCUGGAAAUAACUUCUGCUGCCGCAAUCCCGAUGUGACGGAUUGUUUCCAGUGGUUGUGCUGCUGUUCAUGUUCGCUUGCUCAGGAGGUUAGAACGGCAGAUUAUUACGAUAUUGCUGAGGACAAAUCAUACACAGAGCAAGUAACUGAGGAAAGUCAGCGUGUAAUGUCCCCGUUGCCACGUGAAGAUGGUCUGCCUCUUUUCAGGUCACUUCCAAGUUCGCCAUACAGGAGUGGCAUUGCUAGUCCGUCAAUCUUCAUUAUUGAGAGUCCAUCAGCUCCGCGCAGGUCAUCUGGUUCUACCCCUCAGGGUGGUUCACCAACUAUUGGCGAUAGGGUGAUGAAGGCGCCUCCUCCAACUGUUGUUCACAGAGAAGAUGAGCCUGGACCGUAACAUGGGACGAUCCAAUGAAGCAAUUAUUGGUCCAGUGAGAUCAUUUUUUUUUUUUUUUUUUUUUUUGUAAAUGAAGUAUACCAUACGCCUUUCAUACACAGCUGAAAUUCUGUGCAAUUACUCUUAAGAAAUGUAUAGACCAUCAGUUCUCUUCCA
Phragmites australis (common reed) is the source of this 2263-nucleotide messenger RNA. RefSeq lists its product as uncharacterized. The coding region runs from base 425 to 2107 and encodes 560 amino acids. Gene Ontology annotation, molecular function: cyclase activity. The transcript is spliced from 2 exons. The record is from RefSeq and is a predicted model, not a curated record. Lineage: Eukaryota; Viridiplantae; Streptophyta; Magnoliopsida; Poales; Poaceae. Gene Ontology annotation, biological process: sesquiterpene biosynthetic process.